AUGGGGACAGUGGGUGAGGUGGCCUUAGAGGCUUUAGAGCAGAGAGCUUUCAUCUUGGAGAAGCUGGAAGGGUUUUUAACCCCCCUCCCUCCCUCUUUCUGGCUGAUUUUUAGAGAGAAGUGCCAGUCGACUCCAAAGCAGAGGAAGAGUGCCGCCGGUGCCCGAAAGAAGCAGAGGAACCCGGCCAGGCAGGGCGCCGUGACCCGGCAGCUGUCGUCAUCGACGCCGCCGCCGCCGUCCUCUCCGCCGCCCCCCGCCGCCCCACCAGAGCGAGAGGAGGAGGAGGAGGAGCUGGCGACGGGGCCUCGGCCGCCGCACCAGGAAGCGAGGAAGGCGAACGACGGGGCGACGCUCGCCGUCAGGGUGAAGCAGGAGGAAACGGAGGAGGAGAGGGAGGCCCAAGGCCAGAGAGACAUGCCCUCAGUGCUGAUCAAGCCAGAGCCAGAGGAGAUGGAGUGCACGGUGAGGAAGAGGAAGGACAGCCAGAUGGGCCCACAUUUGGCUCUGGAGUACAACGACAUGCACAGAAGUUCACGGCUGACUCAACGAGGAGGAGCCGUGGCAGCAAAACAAGCCCAAACCAUCACCCCGUCCACCUCCGUGCCCGUCACUUGA
Fundulus heteroclitus (mummichog) is the source of this 615-nucleotide messenger RNA. RefSeq lists its product as uncharacterized. The coding region runs from base 1 to 615 and encodes 204 amino acids. The record is from RefSeq and is a predicted model, not a curated record. Lineage: Eukaryota; Metazoa; Chordata; Actinopteri; Cyprinodontiformes; Fundulidae. The transcript has 4 exons.